CCUUUUGUUGUUAUGACUACGGGGUCGUAAAUCCGCCAUGUUUUCCCUCCGCUAUAGCGUUGCGACAGGGACGGAGAAGUCAAACGACAUGAGUGUAGAAAAUAAUCAUACGGCAGACACAGCGAAGGAGCAAACGAAUAACGGCAACGAGACCAUCACCAUUCAAACUACAUUGGGAGAUGAAGAUGAUGUGCAUAAAUGUGGACGUUGUCAGUCAGAGUUCUCUACGCUCGAAGCUUUCAUCCAGCACAAGCUGCACCAGAGUUGUAAGCGCGUGGAGCCACAGGAGGCUGCUCAGGAUGCCGGUCAUGAGGUCACUGCAGAGAGUGGGGUUUCUUCAUCAGAGGUGAAAAUAGCUGACUAUGCACCAUCCAAUAAAGCUGUAAAGACCACUGUUGAUGAAGGCAGCGGUCAGUUGGGUCGAGGUCGCAGGAAGAAAAUAGCCUCGAUUAAAGUCACUGACCUGUCUGAUGGAGCUGAAGGUUUUGUGUCUGACGAUGCUGACAGUGACAAGCUGACCUAUAAAGUCAAUCAAGAGGGCCGUUAUAUUUGUCACCUCUGUGAAAAGACAUUUAAAACAACAAACAUUUUGAGAACUCACAUGAAAACUCACAGUGACCAGAAGAACUUUUCCUGUGACCUGUGUGGGACUUCAUUUCGCACCAAAGGCUCCCUGAUACGACACAAUCGCCGUCACACUGAUGAGCGGCCAUAUCGAUGUACUCUAUGUGGCCAGUCCUUCAGAGAGUCAGGGGCUCUCACUAGACACCUUAAAGCACUGACUCCCUGCACAGAGAGGAUUCGUUUUGUGCAGUACAAGGAGAUCCUUGUCAGUAAGGAUGGAAUUCAGAAAGGGGUUGAUAUUGAUCAAGGUUCAGUGGUGGCCCAACAAGAGGUGGUGGUCUUGGAGCAGCAGCCAGAGGAACACGAGAUAGUUGAGGCUCAGACUGCGGUUGUUAGUGUGGUAGAGGCUGGUUCCCAGGAGGUCCUCAGCCAGGUCCACUUCACAAUGGAGGUGGACAGAACAACCGAGGAGCAACAGGUGGUGGUGGAACAAUCACAGGCAGAGGCUCUGGCCGCUGCAGCAGCAGGGGACAAUCUCAUCUGCCAGGCCAUCAUCAACUCUGGCAUUGCACUGGGGACGGAAGAAACAGUGGUGGAGGAAGUCUCGCAGACAGCUGAAGAGAUGGACAAAGAGGUGUCUGAUCGUCCCGAUGCCGAACAUGGCGUCAUCGAGAUCCAAGUGAAAGAAGAGUUUGUAGAGAUGGAGGAGGCAAGUGAAAUGAGUGAUGAUCGGGUAGCCGCAAAAUUGUACUCUUGUCCACACUGUAACCGAUCUUUCAAAGGUCUAAAUUAUUUCCGUUUUCAUGUCAAAGGUCACUUAGGUUAUAAACCCUUUAAGUGCACACUGUGUCACAAAGAAUUUCUAACCGGUUACCUGCUGAAGAAACACAUGGAAGUCCAUGUCAGUGAGAGGAGAUAUAAGUGUGGAGAAUGUGGUAAGCUGUAUAAAACAAUUGGACACGUGCGUGAACACAUGAGGGCCCACUCAGACGAGAGACCAUACCACUGUACAAGGUGCAACAAAGGUUAUAAAACCAAGAACGCCUUACAGGUUCACCAACGGACUCACGGGGACGAGAAGCCCUAUGUGUGCGAGUUCUGCUUUAGAGGUUUCAGAGAGAAAGGCUCUCUGGUACGACAUGUUCGUCAUCACACCGGAGAGAAGCCCUUCAAGUGCCCAAAGUGCAACCGGGGAUUCGCUGAGCACGGGACACUCAAUCGACACAUGCGUGCCAAAGGGGGCUGCCAUAGGGACGAAUCCGGUGAGCAGCAAGGUGCUGGAACAGAGGAGCAGGCCUCUGUGGACAGCCUCGCCACAGCAGCCAUCAUCUCAGAGGAUCCUCAUGCGGUAUUGGUUGAGUUCUCUUCAGUGGUGGCAGACACUCAGGAGUAUAUUAUCAAGACACAAACUGGGGAGGAAAUGCAGGAAGAAGUUACACUCAUUCAAGACAGCCAAAAUGAGAUGGAAAACCAGAUCGUAAAAGUUGUUCAGCGAAUUGUCAGCCAGUCACAUGGCACAGGCGGCCACCAGAUUAUUGUGCAGAACGUGGCGGUGAACGAGGAAGGCGCGUCCAUCUCCGACUGUGGCGACACCAUCACCAUCGCUACACCCGAGAGCCUGACGGAGCAGGUUGCUAUGACACUAGCUUCCGCCAUCAGUGACGGCACGCUUCUGGCCACGGCGGGUACCGUGGAGGCAGGAGAGGGAACAGUUACCAUGGUUACCACAGAGGAAGCAGCGGAGGAGGGAAUACAGAUGGUGCAGCAGCAAGAGGAGUAUGUCAUAACCUCCCCAGAGGAGGUGGAGAUUCAGACCGUUGUCGUUUGAUUAAAGAGUACACUAACUGUGAACUGUGGUGGUCGAGGCUCCAGCUGGGAGUUCCUGUAGAACUCUUAGGAGCUUAACACACCCUUCUACCACUGACAAAACUAAGGCCAAAGUGUUCAUAUGGUUUAUGGUUACUGAAAUGGAAUAAUAAGGAAUAAUUCCAUCAUGUGAUGGAUUUUGUUUUUCUUUUAUAUGCCAGGAUUAAUCUUUGCAUUCAAUGUGGUUACUAAUCUGAGAACCCACAUACAGUUUGAAAUAAGUGCUAGAUUAAUUUUCCCAUGGAAGGACUUGGAUUGAGUGAUGGCAGAUUGUUUUAAUGGUACAAGUUCUGCUUGUUUUAUACCUUCAUUUGUUGUAGUCUAAUCCUUUUUCAGAGGAAAUUCUUUGUUUUUCCCACAAAGCAUGACACAAUUCCAUCGCACUUCUGUCCAAGAUGCCUGGCUCGGCUGAAAUCGCAUAUUCAAACUUUUUAUCUGAAUCGUGAUGGCCUUUUACAGGCAGGCAUGUUCGGUUGCCGGUAUGAGGCCAUCCAUGAUGUAAUGUUGCAGUUCUGAGCUGUGCCAACAUGAUACAUCUUUCAGCAUGAUGAAAAUCCCGCACAGAUGGGCUUCCCAAACAGCCUCCCUCAAAUAAAUGCUAUUUUCUUACAGAAGUGAAGGAGUUUUGAAUUUUCUGUCUUUGCAUUAGUUAGUUUCUGUGACUCGUGA
Molecule: messenger RNA, 3099 nt
Organism: Menidia menidia (Atlantic silverside)
Lineage: Eukaryota; Metazoa; Chordata; Actinopteri; Atheriniformes; Atherinopsidae
Source: the annotation of a GenBank genome assembly